AUGCCAUUAAAAACCUUUUUGACUAAUAAACUUAAAUCAAAAAGAUUUCGUCUUAAUGGUCUUGUACCAUCAUCACGUUUGCCAAAGAAAAGAGAAUUAUGUCAAGCUUUUUGUGAUCAUAUACUCUAUGCAGCUGAUCAACUUCCACCAAAAGUUGAUCUUCGAUCCUAUAUGACGCCUGUUGAAGAUCAAUCAAAAACUGGCAGUUGUGCAGCUAAUUGUCUUGCUGGAGCUUAUGAAUAUUUAACAAAGAAAGCUAACGGUCUUGAUACUGAUGUUAGCCGUUUAUUUAUUUACUAUAAUGCUCGUGUAAAAGAUCAAAAAACAGAAAAAGUUGUAGAUACAGGUUGUACAAUGACAAGUGCUAUUGAGGCAUUAGAAGAAUUUGGUACUUGUCUUGAAUCAACUUGGCCAUAUGAUCUUUCUCGAGUCAAUACACGACCACAUGAAAAAGCUUAUAGAGAAGCUAGAAAUCAUCGAAUUACAGAAGCAUUUCGAAUUAAUGUUAACUUAUAUGAAAUGAAAUCUUGUCUUGCACAAGGUUUUCCAUUUGCAUUUGGUUUGAGAUUAUAUGCUUCAUUUGAUAAAGCAGCUACAACAGGUGUUGUACCAAUACCAAAAACAGGAGAAAAUAGACGAAAACAAAAUGCAAGUCAUGCAUUAUUAGCUGUUGGCUAUAGUGAUCAAUCAAAAGCGUUUAUUGCACGAAAUUCAUGGGGAGAAAAUUGGGGUGAUAAUGGAUAUUGUUAUAUUCCGUAUCAAUAUUUAACAAAUCCUAGCUUAUGUUUUGAUAUAUGGACUAUUCGUCAAUUAGCUACCGAUAAUUUUGGUCGAGAAAAUUGGGAUACUUAUGAUAUGACUGAUUAUAUACUUGCUGGUAGAAAUCGUGAAUUUAAUGAUAGUUUUGAUGAUAAUGAUGAAAUUAUUGAAACUUUUGAUGAAAAUAAUGAUUCUGAUGAUGAUGGUGAUGAUAGAUAUGAUUAUGAUCGACGAGGUGGUGGCUUUGAUCGCCCUUGGAAUCAAUAUCAAGAUUAUGGAGGAUAUAAUCAGUGGCAAAAUAAUGUUGAUGAUAGACACCGUGAGCCAUUCAGAGGCUAUUCCGGUGGUGAAAAUUUUCCCCAUUCACCUUAUGAUCAAUUGCGAGAAGACAAUUAUUGUAAGUAUUAA
Rotaria sp. Silwood1 is the source of this 1167-nucleotide messenger RNA. Lineage: Eukaryota; Metazoa; Rotifera; Eurotatoria; Philodinida; Philodinidae. The record is from the annotation of a GenBank genome assembly.